CUGCUGAUUGGAGCGUGAGUAAGCGAAAGGGGCGAGAGAGUGUUGAUCAGAGAGACUUCCCAAUACUCCAUUCAGAUUCAUCGUGUCCACUGCACAGGAAUUCUUUUCUAUUCUAGAGGCGAAGCCAUUGUACUGCGUCUACUUUUUGGCUCGGCUAAGCCGAAGAACACGCAAACAUGAGACACUUCCUAUCGUUUGCCUUGGGUACCACCUGUGCAGCGGCCAGUUCAGCCGAAAUUGUCACGGCAGGUACAACUUAAAAGGUUGUUGCAAAGCUGCAGAAUCUUGUGAUUAUGUAUGAUGCAGAUCCACCACUUAGAUGCCUACUUGCUAUCAUUUUCAAAAAACAGACGCCGCGGACUUGCUGGAAGAGAAAUUGGCCCGGCAGUCCCUGCUGGAACCAAGACAGGCGGAACUCGAGCAGGCAUCUUCGUCGCUACUGCAAAUGCAAACCACCGCGGUAUCCUGUGUAAAAACGUCCCCACCCCAGAGUUGUCAUGCAGAUUUGCCACGACAGGAACAUUUGUGAUGCGCAACCCCAUGAGAGGCAUUUUCAAUCGUGUUUGGGAACUUGUAAUGCUAUAAACAGGAUCAGCAGGUCGAUUUGUGAUGCGGCUUUCCUUGCUAACUUGCACUACCUUACGGACUGAAACUUGUCAUGUGUGACUCCCAAAACUCCUAGGUUUGUGUUGCAAAAUCCCCAUCCUGACUCUGGUAUGGGUACACUUUUACUCAGGAUACGCGGAUGCGGUAUCUUGAGCUGUUUGGCGACACUACUAAACCCUCAGAGGCGUAGUUCUUUAGUGGAAAAGGUUGUUAUGUCAAAGUCAAUUAUGGCGCGAAAGCGAAACGAAAAGUACUAUGGCGAUGUUGAAACUCGAAUCGUCAGUACAAAACCCAAUACAGGAGCAAAGCCCACAGACGGGCGGGCAGCUGGACCAAAUGAUUGACCAGUUCGCAGACACCUACGCGUCGCAGUUUAUGGCGGAGUGGCGACGCGGUUGCCUCAGUGCCGAUGGAUUGGACGCUACCAACUGCAUGGCCGAUCUGGACGCUAUCACCGCCUUCAUGCUGCAGAAGAUUGCGGAGGUCCCACCGGCCGGAGUCACUGUGAAUGCAGCUGUGAGCAGGUAAACGUCUGGUGGCUGGAACGUUUCCAAAUGGAAAGCAGCGUGGCUUACAACUGCUUUGCAAUGAAGAUAUGCUGACAACUUUUGACAUGUGCAUGCUGGGUACUGUGGAAACAUUUUAUACCAAACCAAUAAUUUUUCGUACUCUGGCGGAGUUUCGUUCGCAAAUAGUUUCAAGUACAUGAGCCACAACAAUAGUUGUGAGCGGAAAAGGUAUGUGUGGUAGUUUUUUCAAAAAAAAAAAACAAAAUGUCAUGUAAAGAAAUCGCAAAGAAAGCAAAUCCAUGCUAUAGAAGUCC
Amoebophrya sp. A120 is the source of this 1429-nucleotide messenger RNA. The record is from the annotation of a GenBank genome assembly. NCBI's taxonomy places the organism in Eukaryota, Dinophyceae, Syndiniales, Amoebophryaceae.